UUCUAUAAAUAUUUUUAAGAAAAUCGUAUAGAUGGCGCUGCGAACCAAUCGCGAUUCGUGAGGGCUUGCUCUUCCCGGUUGCAAGUUGUCAUCCCUCCCAUUUCGGAAUCCCUCUCAGGCUCACCUCUUCUUCUCUCUGAUUCGGCUUUUCUUUUUAUUUAAUUUCUCUGUGAGUCGAGUUGAUUUGGAUUAGCACGGCACUAUGGCCGUGAGUGGAGUUGAGAAGUCGAAGAGGGUGGUCGUUGUGGGUGGUGGGAUUGCCGGAGGCAUCAUCGCGAAGACGCUGCAGUCGCGGAGCGAAGUAACUCUUAUUGAUUCCAAGGAAUACUUGGAGAUACCAUGGGCACAGUUGAGGUCAAUGAUAGAACCAUCUUUUGCAGAAAGAACAUUGAUCAAGCACUCUGAAUACCUAACCAAUGCUACAAUCAUCACAUCACAUGCAACCAAUGUAACUAAUCAUCAUGUCCAAACAGAUGAUGGCCAAACAUUUCCAUUCGAUUAUCUUGUGGUAGCAACUGGACACGCAGGUUCUACCAAAGUAAACAGGAAGGAUAGACUCAAGCAUUUUCAGCAAGAUUAUGAAAAGAUUAAGGCCUCGAACUCCAUUUUAAUCAUUGGUGGUGGUCCAACUGGGGUUGAGCUUGCCGGAGAGAUUGCUGUUGAUUUUCCGGAGAAGAAAGUGACCAUUGUUCAUAAAGGGCCUAGGUUAAUAGAAUUCAUAGGCCCAAAAGCAUCAAGAAAGACAUUCAAUUGGUUGAUUAAAAAGAAAGUGGAAGUGAUUUUGGAACAAACGGUUGAUCUACAGUCCAUAUCAGAAGGAGAAGGAGUUUAUGUGACAUCAGAUGGAGAAACCAUCUCUGCUGAUUGCCAUUUUGUUUGUGUGGGCAAGCCGGUGGCUUCAUCAUGGCUACAUGAUUCUAUCUUGAAGCAGUCCUUGGACAAGAAGGGGCGGUUAAUGGUUGAUGCGAACUUGAGAGUGAGAGGUCGCAAUAACAUUUUUGCCAUUGGAGACAUUACUGACAUCCAUGAGCUCAAGCAAGGAUUCGUUGCAGAAAAGCAUGCUUUAGUGGUGGCCAAAAACCUGCAACUAUUGAUGAGGGGAGCUCCUGAUAAGAAGCUUGAGACAUAUACUCCUUCGCCGCCCAUUGCAAUGGUUUCCUUAGGAAGAAAAGAGGCAGUUGCUCAGUUUCCCUUUGGCACGCUUUUUGGAUGGGUUCCAGGGUUGAUUAAAUCGAAGGAUCUAUUUGUGGGCAAGACAAGGAAGACCUUGGGGCUUAAAUCCACAUAAAUGAGUUAAAUUUUAUUGUAAAAAUGAUCUUUCAAGUCAUAUUGAAUAUGAAAUUUCUCAAAAUUGCUCACUCCAGAUGUUCUUCAAACAUCAUCUCUUCACUUUAUAGACUAAUUAGUUCCUAAAUUUUGAA
Dendrobium catenatum is the source of this 1421-nucleotide messenger RNA. RefSeq names its product apoptosis-inducing factor homolog B. The record is from RefSeq and is a predicted model, not a curated record. NCBI's taxonomy places the organism in Eukaryota, Viridiplantae, Streptophyta, Magnoliopsida, Asparagales, Orchidaceae. The coding region runs from base 203 to 1288 and encodes 361 amino acids. Gene Ontology annotation, molecular function: electron-transferring-flavoprotein dehydrogenase activity; flavin adenine dinucleotide binding. The transcript is spliced from 4 exons. Gene Ontology annotation, cellular component: cytoplasm.